Molecule: messenger RNA, 963 nt
Organism: Penaeus vannamei (Pacific white shrimp)
Lineage: Eukaryota; Metazoa; Arthropoda; Malacostraca; Decapoda; Penaeidae
Source: RefSeq, a predicted model, not a curated record
AAAAAAAACAAAAGAAAAACGAACAAAAAACUAAACGCUUUUCCCCCCUGAAGUGAAGUGAGCGAACAAGGUCAAACUUGGUGACCUCGCAGCGUGACCUCAGCUGCAGCGACCAUGAGCGGCAGCUUCGCCCUACACAGCCAACUGGUCCUGUGGUUGCUCCUCUGCUGUAGUUUGGAUGUGACGGUGACGGGGAGCCGCGAAGGUCAAAUACCGGUGUUCGGAAAAGCGGAGAAAACAGUUACAGUGAAAGAGGGAGACACGGCGAGACUGCCCUGCGUGGUGGAGCAUCUCAAUGAUAAGGCGGUAACUUGGCUGAGGCGACGCGACCUGCACAUACUGACGGUCGGGCACCACACCUAUUCGGCCGAUGAGAGGUUUCAGGUCGUCCACGCCGAAGCGAGCAACGAGUGGACCCUCGUCGUGCGCUACGUCCAGCGGAGGGACGCGGGUGUCUACGAGUGCCAGAUCAACACGGACCACAAACUGUCACGCGCUGUCACCCUCAAGGUCCACGAUACGAGCCAGCAGAUGAGCGUCUCGAAGACAAAGGUUUUCUUGGCGAACAACACAGCUUCCACCAAAGACGGCAACCUCCGCGUCGAGAUCCAGGGGCCACGAGAGCUCUACAUCGAGGAGGGAUCGUCUCUGAGCCUCACGUGCGUCGUCACCUCCUCCCGCGGUCCGUCGAAGCUGAUCUACUGGUACCACAACACGAACCUCAUCGACUACAACUCACCCAGGGGAGGCGUCAGUCUCAAGGAAAAUGUAAUGGUUCUGUGGCUCUGGCGGUUCUCAGGCAAAUCCCAGAACAAUGUUGUUAAUGGUUUCUUCGCAAACAGUAAAUUCCUUUUAACUAUAUCUAAGAGAAAGGAACCUCUAUUGAGUCUGCGUGGAGAUGGCUAUGGAACUGCCUUGAAGAUAGGUGACAUGCUGCAUGCCGAGCAGUAUAUGGAUUGUUAG